Molecule: messenger RNA, 5452 nt
Organism: Papilio polytes (common Mormon)
Lineage: Eukaryota; Metazoa; Arthropoda; Insecta; Lepidoptera; Papilionidae
Gene: Crag
Product: DENN domain-containing protein 4C
Exons: 36
Coding region: 213-4763 (1516 amino acids)
Biological process (GO): regulation of Rab protein signal transduction
Cellular component (GO): cytoplasmic vesicle
Molecular function (GO): protein binding
Source: RefSeq, a predicted model, not a curated record
CUGUGCAAUACUAAUUGCAAGUUUUCAUAUUUCAAUUUCAAUACAUAUUUUAAUUCAUGUUUCAUAAAUUUUCCUAAUUUGCACAAAUGUUUAAGUUGAAAAUUGAAAACAAUUGUCUUAAAUAAUAAUUCACUUGUCCAAAAGUUCAAGUUGAUGUUUUAUUAUAAUGCUUUUUAAUAGUAAAACAGGUAACUCAAAGGUAAAGCGCUAUAAUGGAUGAACGGCGAGUAGCGGAUUACUUUGUUGUGGCUGGUUUGCCUGAGAAACCAGAAUUAUUGGACGAUUCUGAUUCUGGACAUCUAAAAGGCUAUAACUCUAAAGCGCCCAUAACAGACAUUGGUGUACUAUUCCCGAGCCUAGGAGAGACAGUACCUAGUGGCUAUGAGUUAAUCGAGUUUACUCCAACUGGUCUGUCAGCUAACUUGAACCAUGGCUCAAUGCGUUCACUUGAAUGCUUCCUUUGCUUACGAAGGGGACGUGAUAAACCCCCCUUAGUUGAUAUAGGUGUGAUGUACGAUGGUAGGGAACGUCUUAUGGCUGACGCUGAGAUGGUCAUGGUGUCUGUUGGUGGUCGAGUGGCCAACGUCAACAACUCUAGCGCGAAGACUUUCAUAACGUACAGACGCGCCCAUGUAUCCGCGCCUUGUAAUGCGCUGGUGGUUGUCGACGUGUGUGUAGUGGUCACCAGCCGUGGAGAGAUGCCGCCGCACGCCUUCUGUAUGAUCAACAAGAACUUGAACAAAGGUCUAAUAGGAAGCGACGUUUUUCUCUGCUACAAGAAGUCAAUGAACCGUCCACCACUUAUAGCCUACAAACCGGAAGUAUUGUUCAGGUAUCCAAUGGUAGACAGACGUAGUCUAGCGUUUCCUACUUCAGUACCAUUAUUCUGUCUACCGAUGGGAGCCACGCUGGAGUUGUGGCCGAACAAUGCGGCACCUCCCAAACCUGUCUUCUCCACCUUCGUACUCACAGUCGCUGAUGCUACCGAUAAGGUGUACGGGUCUGCGGUGACGUUCUACGAGCGGUACGCGCACGAGCAGCUGUCGCCAUGGCAACAGGAGCAGCUGGGCUGGCGCGCCGGCGUGUCGCACGCCGCGCACUCCACGCACGUCAUCAAGUGCAUCUGUCUGCUGUCGCGCUGGCCCUUCAGCGACACCUUCGAACGCUGGCUACUCUACAUCUUGGACAUGUCGUGGAGUGACGAACCCCUACAUAUACCAAUUGAACGCUAUGUAACGCAUCUACUGGAGGAGGUUCCAUUUCCUGAGCCAAGGAUAUUGCUACAGUUGUCAGCUACUCAUGCCCACGAGCGUGUGAUAGUGACCCGUCGUGAUGAACAACCGCUGGCUCGCAGCGGCGCGGGAUUCCGUCAGCUGCUGCUCAACCUCGGCCCCGACAACUGCUUGCUGCUGCUAGCACUCGCCAUCACAGAACAGAAGAUACUCAUACAUUCGUUAAGGCCGGAUACAUUAACAGCAGUAUCAGAAGCUGUCUCAAGUUUAUUAUUUCCCUUCAAAUGGCAGUGUCCCUACAUACCGCUGUGUCCUUUAGGUUUGGCUGAAGUACUACAUGCACCUCUUCCAUAUCUUAUAGGGGUCGAUUCAAGGUUUUUUGAUCUCUACGAACCACCGCCAGAUGUCACCUGUGUCGAUUUAGAUACGAAUAAUAUAACAAUAUGUGAGUCUCAACGGCAUAUAUCGUUGAAACUGCUACCGAAGCGACAAGCGCGUGCGCUGCGACACACGCUGGAAUUACUAUUUGCCAACAUACGGCCUGCAUCCCCAGUACAACGAUCCGGUAAUAAAUUUAAUGGGGAACCUACUACAAGUUUGGAUAGAGAUUUUCAAAGGAGAAGGAAAGAACAAGCAUUAGAAUUGAAGAUCCAAGAGGCGUUCCUCCGCUUCAUGGCGGUGACGCUGCAGGGCUACCGCGGCUACCUCAUUCCCAUCACGAAGGCGCCCACCGUCGGCACCACCGACCCGCACGCACUCUUCCAUAUGGAUGCUUUCCUGCGCUCUAGAGAUAAGACGCAGCAACGUUUCUUUGCGUUAAUGAUGCGCACGCAGAUGUUCACGCGCUUCAUCGAGGAGCGUUCGUUCGUGUGCGACGCGGACGUGGGGCUCACCUUCUUCGAUGAAUGCAUCGAGCGCGUGGCCGCGGGGGAUGGACACCCCCUGCUGGGGGUUGAUGCCUCCAACUUAUCCGAGAGAACCGUCUUCGUACUACCUCCGGAUCCACCGCAACCAGAUGAGACAUAUACGUACUCCAAGUUCGAGCUGGACCUGGGCCUGGUGGAGGUGUGCCGGGGCUGCGCGUCGCCCAUGGCCAAGCGCACCAAGCAGGAGAUCACCGCCGCACAGAGACUAGCGAGGAAGGCGAGCCUGUCGCCGGAGUCGUGGGCGAAGUGCCUGCUGGGCGCGUGCUACUCGCUGUACUUCCUGGCGCUGCCGUGCCGGCUGGCGCUGCAGCGCGGCCGCGAGCACGCCGCACUGCGCGCCGCCUUCGAGCUGCUCGAGCGCGCCACCAAGCUGCGCGUGCCCUGCGAUGAGGUGUGCUACCGUGUGAUGAUGCAGCUGUGCGGCGUGCACUCGCUGCCGGUGCUGGCGGUGCAGCUGCUGUUCCUCAUGAAGCGCGCCGGGCUGCAGCCCAACGCACUCACAUACGGAUACUACAACCGAUGUGUGCUUGAGGCCGCCUGGCCUAAGGAUAUGCCUAGCGGAUCGCAACUGCUUUGGAACAAGUUGCGUAUCGCAGUGGUGGGCGCCGCGUUGUUCCGCAAGGCGGGUGCGCUGAGAGCCAGCCGCGCUGCCGGACAUGUGCAGAACAAUCCAGGCAGCAGUAAUACUUUACCGCGCGUGCGCGCGUCCGGCGAGCUGGAGGUGCCGCCGCUACACGAGCACGCACGAAGUCGUUCCAGUAUUGACUCGGCGAGCGGUGCGCUGGAGGCGCUGUGGCGGCGCGCCAACAUCGUGCGAGCGGCGCCGCGCAGACCGCGCGCGCACGGCCUCUCCGCCGCCGCCGGCAUACUUAUAUCAGGCUUGCCGUCUAAUCAAGAUUUGAGUGAAGUUGCGAGGCCAAGGAGUAACUCACUGGGCAGCGAGGAAACGACCCCACCGACACCGCUUUCCAUUAAAGAGAAACGACAGACGAUUCACGUGAGCCCCGACAGCCCAUCGGACCUGCGCAUACUUACCCGCUCGGAGAGUUUCGCGGGAGACGCGCAAAUCGUACAGAACUUACAGAGGUUAUCCUUCUCUAGUGGUACUUCAAAUCCAAAGUCACGAUGUUCGAGAACGUUGAGCUUCCCUGAGGAAACAGAUAAAGAACUGAAUGCGAUGUCCAAUAAAGAAGAAGCCAAAACAUCUCCACUUAAAGUGUCUCCCCGCACGCCGGUGCUGGCGGACGACCCGCUGGGUGCGCUGGGUGCGCUGGGCGCGGUGGGCGGGGCGGAUGACCAGCCAGGGAACCUGCACAGAAGCGAGACAGCGCCGGGGACUAUGUCAUCUGGCCUAGUCAGUCUCGGGAACACGCUGAAGAUCAGCUUUGGACGCUAUUCGCCCGGCAGACUGUCGUUCCGCAAGGAAAACAUGAAACUAGGAAAGGCAAUGAUCGAGAAUUAUUUCAGUCCGACGAGUAUAGCAGGUAAGAAGUCAAACGAGUUACUUCAGAGCGGUCUGAGCAGUCUGAAGUCAGCUGCGACCAGUAUGGCGAAGAAGUUCGAUGAGAUGAAGGAAGUGAUAUCGGCCAACUCCACGCCUGUCAAAGGCGCCUUCGGCAACGCGACCAGCGCUCUCACCAGCUUCAUCACUGAAGAGGACUCUAAUGAUGGCUCUUCUGAAUACAACCCCGAUGAGGGAUCUAUCGGUGGCGGGUUCAGGCGCUCGUCGAGCGACGCCGAGCUGGCUUGCAGUAUGGAACGCGGCUCCCUCGCUACGCUGCUCUCGCACCUGCCUGACAAUCUGUACCCACAACAUACAGAGAGCUCUAGUCCCGAGAGGGCGGCGGUGCGCGUGCAGCUGACGUCGUGCUCGCAGUGCCACCAGUGCCUCGGCGCGCUCUACGACGAGGACAUCAUGGCGGGCUGGGCGGCCGACGACUCCAACCUCAACACGCGCUGCACCGCCUGCGGCAGGCACACUGUGCCGCUGCUCACCGCACAGAUUUACCGAGAAGAGCAAAGUCAACCGGAAACAAUUAGUGUACCUUAUUUGAAUCCUUUAGUUUUGAGGAAGGAAUUUGAGUCUAUACUGGGUAGAGAAGGUGACUUAUGUUUAGCGGAGCCGGAGUUUGUGGAAUCACAUCCUAUAGUGUACUGGAACCUGGUGUGGUUCCUGGAGCGCGCCAACAUCGAGAAUCAUCUGCCGGACCUGCUCUGUCCCAACUUCUCCGCUAAAUACCAGAGCUGUGAUACACUGCAUGAUACAGAUAACACUGGUAGGAAAACUUCUGUGGGAUAUUCCAGGGUAAUACUGGCGGUGCUGGACGGGCUGCUGAGCAACGAGCUGUCGGACGCGCUGCGCAAGCUGGCCGCCUGGCGCGAGACCUCCAGCCCUAAUAAACGAUACCCAUCAUUUUACAGAGACAUAGUGUUCCUGUCGAUGUGGGCGCUGGGCGAGCAGAACAUCGACCUGGUGGCGCUGCAGCGCGAGUACACGCGCGCGCUGGAGCAGCUCGGCGGCGAGGCGCGCCCCACCGACCUGCCGCCCUCGCCCACCGCGCUUUGCUGCCGGCAUUACUUCAAGCGGCUAGCACUCGCGCGAUAGUCCACUAUUAUAUCUUACAUGUCUUUACCCCGUCGAAAGUCUCUCCCCUGUCGACACAUGUCUGUCCUCUGCAAAUAGCCAUGUGUAACCACCUUACAUAGUGAGGAAUAUAAAUGUAUCUCGCCUGUUGACUAAUGACUUUCCCCUGCCACUUAUAAUCAGUAUCUGAAGCUAAUCUCUAAAAACUAAUUAAACUAAUACUGGAUGAAAGACACCUCACCAUUCACAUGUCUUUCCCCUGUCAAGUCUAACUCGACUCUGGCCUAAUCCGCCGAGGGAAUGCCAUAAACAAGAAACUCAACUAUCAAGUCUCUCCCCAUCUCGCCUUACUUAUUGGACUACCACAAUCUAAAUCUUUUGAUUUUUGUUUGCUGACCCCUACAGUAUGGCGACUAAAGCCUCCUAUUAAAAGGUAUAUAUUAACUGUUAUGCAUGUCACCAUGGUUUUACAUUUUAAUUACUAUUUUAUAACUAAAUGUAGGCAUGUAGAGUAUGGCGGAUCUUAUUAUAAAACAAAUUCGCGUCCAUAAGUAUUUCCGAGCCGAUAUAAUUUGAAUAGGCCAAUAAAAAGCGAUCAUUCAACAUUUACUAAUCAGUCAAAACAAAUACUCGGGCUAUGUUACAAAUAAAAAAUAGCUUUUUAAAAUUAGUUAUAACAGUUUUACAAUGCAUAUUAUUUGUAUGCUUAA